CACCAACAGUGGAGCUGCGGCCGGCUGGAGUCGAUGGACCGGCUCGCAGGCUUGGCAUCCGAAGAACGGGUUCAUUCAUGCCUAGGCAAACCCUGAGACAAGACCUGCAACGGGAAAGGAAAUUGUUUAUAAGUUUUGACGCACACACGAUGUCCUUGGACUGAGCGAUUCGUCUGAUGUGGCCGAUGAGGGAACUUCUGGCACCCCAGCUCCUCCUUCCUUGCUCUUUUUCAUCCCCGCGAUGGAUGGACAGGGCAAGUGCGACCGACGUUGGGUUGGGUUGCACUUUCGCCCGCUGGUGAUGCUCAGCCCACCGCCAAUCCAUCCAUGAUCUCAAUCCGUCCAUCCCACGCAUCGCGAACCUGUUCAGCUGCUGCCCGUGACCAUCAUUUCGAGUCGCUGUGGCCACCAUGGCAUGGUCAGAAGAAGCCAACAAGUUCGCCCCAGCCUCCCUCCGCCUGCGACGGCCCACGGGGUCGCGCCCCCGCAAGGACCUCCAGGGACGCCCUCGCGCGUCAGCCAUGACUUGUUUCGUUUCAUAGGGAUAUUUACAGUUUGCAAGAUGUGAGGCACGCGACUGCUGUGGGCGGCGAUCCGGCCCGCCGCCGCGAGCUUGCACUGCCUCCGGCCCAACUGCGUGACAGUUGGUUCGAUGCUGCUACUGAGGCUGCUGGCCCUUGCCGCGAAACCCAUCUUGCAUCUCUGCCUGCUCAUCCUUGUCUUACAUGCCCGCCGCGGCUGAAUAGGCUGUGCAGCUUCCGCGAUGCCGCUCACUCUGUCCGUUCUCUUGUUGAGGCCGAGACUCGUGGUAGACUCGGGGUAGAUGCUUUGGGCGGAGCAACUGCAUCGGCAAUGAGUCUUCACUCUCCUCCUCGCGAUUUGCCUCUGUCGGUCGCCAAAACGGGUGGCGCUCCGUGGCGUUUUGUACGACAAGCUCGCGAGAUGGCUGCCCGCCCGCAGACAACGGACGGCCUGGCGCUUAUGCACGUCCCCAGUAGUUCAGCGGGAGCCGUAUGCCACCCAUUCAGCCUCGAUCCGAGACCAGGAGAGCCUCACAAAUCCAUCACUCGUGUCUCAGCCGGGCGCUGCACGUAUUUCAUGGCCGCAUGCCCCCGCGUGAUUGUCGAGCGGAGAGUCGGCCUGCGAUUCCGCACUCAGACUUGACGGCCGUAUUGUGACCCGCCACGGAACACACUGUCAUGGAGGACGUCUUCCAAAACCUCAGCUUCCUCGAUCAAUGGAACUACAAGUCAACAGACGACUCGUCAUUCAAGGUCGCCGAGCUAUGGCUACAGAAAACUUCGGGCAAGAUCUCGGUCAAGAGCCAGACCGUCGAGGCUGGGGGCAUCAAUCGUUGGCUGUCUCAACGAACCCGCGGCUUGGGCGAUCAAGAAGAGUCGGUUAUCUUGCGAGUUAUUUGGGCAGAGAUCAGUGUCCUGGAUAAGACUAUCAACAUAUCAGAGGCGGUCCAAGAUGAGCUCCUUGGCAAGUUGGGCUUGAAAGUUGCUCACGGGUACUCGCGCUCCCUCAUAUCCGGCGUGACAGCAUUUCCGCCUCGCUCAUCGAACCCGGCCCUGGACAGCCGCGCAUACUCAAUCUGCUACGUCCCUAAGCUCGCCGCCCUGUGGUCACAUACCCGCUCGAUCACGCCAGAUGGGCCGCCUCCCAUCACAAACUGCAUCAUGUUUGUCCAGAGAGAUGAGAAGGCCGGCUUGCAGCAGUGCCUCAACAUGUCGUGGGACCUUAACAUCUGUCGCAAUCCGAUGUUCCCUGCAUUCGCCCUCGCCCUCCUCCUCGGUACCCAGAUCGACAAGUCAAACGGAGACAUCAAAGUACAGAUCCGCAAAAUCGAGAAGCGAACGGGGUACUCGACAUUUACUAGCAGGCAGGCCGACAAGCCAGCCGAGGAGGAGCUCGGCGAGCUGUCCGCGCAGACCAGCGGGAGCGCCGCCAAACUUGCCAGCACGAUGAGGAAGACGAAGAGCCUAGAGAGGGUGCUUGAUUGGAUUCUGAAAAUGCUUGCUGAAGAAGAAAGCCGCAUGCAGCAAAUCCAGACUCAGCGCGGAGGGAUUCUUGAUGCAGAGCAGUCGACGCAAGAAGGAUCCGACUUGCUCAAGUCGCACGUGGACAUACUCCGAGAGCGGUCAAAGAAUCAGUUCCUGGAUACCGAGUAUACUCUCAAGAGGACCGAGGUCCAAGUGCAUGCGCUUUUCAGCAUCAUUACCCAGCAAGACAGCCUGCGCAACCUCGCCCUCGCCCAAGACACGCACGCAAUCGCCUACCACAGCUACCGGGACUCGUCCUCGAUGAAGACACUCGCCGUCGUCACCAUGUUCUUCCUCCCCGGCAGCUUCAUCUCGGCCCUCUUCUCGACGGCCUGCUUCGACUGGGAGGCGGCGGACAAGCACGGCACCGACAUUGGCGUCCGCCCGACGUCCCAGUUCAGGCUCUACUGGGCCAUCACCAUACCGCUCACCCUCAUGACGUUCACGCUGUACUUUCUCUGGCUGUAUAUCCAGAAGCGUGACAGGGACCGCAAAUUGGAGGGCAAGGCAGCGGCGCUGAACUACGCCCAGAGCGAGAAGGAGCGCAACUUGGAGGAGGCGGAGGGGCAUUACCUCGCGCGGAGGAGGCGGACCAUGGACCCGAGGGUGCAGACCAUGUACAGCACGUGGAAUACCAAGUGAGACGUCGGGCUCGUGGAGGAAUAGCGUUUUUUAUUUGGUGUGAUGAUACAGCGGUCACGAA
Purpureocillium takamizusanense is the source of this 2748-nucleotide messenger RNA. RefSeq lists its product as uncharacterized. NCBI's taxonomy places the organism in Eukaryota, Fungi, Ascomycota, Sordariomycetes, Hypocreales, Ophiocordycipitaceae. Bases 1200 to 2687 code for a protein of 495 amino acids. The record is from RefSeq and is a predicted model, not a curated record. The transcript is spliced from 3 exons.